This is a messenger RNA of Cryptococcus amylolentus CBS 6039, 3453 nucleotides long. RefSeq lists its product as hypothetical. Lineage: Eukaryota; Fungi; Basidiomycota; Tremellomycetes; Tremellales; Cryptococcaceae. Bases 1 to 3453 code for a protein of 1150 amino acids. The record is from RefSeq and is a predicted model, not a curated record. The transcript is spliced from 6 exons.
AUGGAGGACCCGGCGUCCUCUCCAUCCUCAAGCACUUUUCGACUGGACUCCCCCUCAGCAAGCACGUUGCUUUGCACCGCAGACACAUUGGAAGGCCUUGCAAAGCAGCUGGAGAAUCUCAAAGACGACUCUGACGCCAGUGGUGGCGAUGGGGAGGUACUGAGAUGCUGCUGUGGAGCUGCUGUAGGGGACGAGGGUAGCGAGUGUCGCAUGAUGAAGGACAAGCAGAGGAUGGAGGAUAAGCUGAAAAUGAGUGGCGAACUUGGUACAGCUUUGCUACAACGGUACGAAGCUUUGGAGAAAAAGAAUCGAAAAGAGGGAGAACGGCAUCAACAAUUGAUUGAAGUCAAACGAACUGCUCUAGCAGACAGCGUCAAGCGCGUUCACAACUUGGAGAAAGCCAACACUACGCAUAUGCAAAAAUACGCAGAGAUGUCGAGAAAGAUGGAAGUCGUGGAGAAGCGUUACGCCGAAGCCAUGCACACCCAGACACUCACCCAGCAAUCCCUCACGCAUGUCCGCUCCGAGUUGACCAAUCUGAGAGAUACCAACGCCCGACAGACUGUUGCGCUGGCUUCAAGAGGCGGUGUGGAAGAAAGACUGCUCGAUGCGGAAAAGAGAUUCGAAGAAGCACGCGACCUCGCGGCAGAAGAGACGAGGAAGCUGAGGGAUGAAAGAAGAAAAGUCCAAAGGGCAGAAUCGAGGAUCGCAGAGCUUGAGACGCAGCUCAGGAUAGCCACGAAAGAGGCGGACGCUGUUCGCGAGGCGAGAGCACAAGAUGCACAGGAUCUUCUUGCGAAUGCUAAGAAGCGUCUGGAAACCUUGCACGCUGAGCUUUCCGAGGUCUACAACGGAAAGUCGCCCGAGCACGUACCCGAGCACCAGAGGAUCCUCGAGGAGCUUGUCGCCAACAACGCAUUGCUGAAACACGAUGCCGCCGAGCUCUCUCAUACACUUGUGGAAUCUCGUGAUGAGGUGCGCACCCUCAGAGACGAAAUUGAAACUCUUCGCGCAUCCAUCGGCUCGUCCCGACUGGCUUCUCCUAUGGACCAAUAUCCUCGCCUCGCCCAUGAGCUUAGUCCUCGUUUCUCCCAUUCACGCACCGAGUCUACUCCUAUACCGGGAUGGAACCAAUCGAGGCUCAGCCCUUGGGAGCAGAGUCGUAAACUUUCUACCGGUAUCGCUGGGCUAGGCAUGGGCCCAAUAGGCGAGGCUGAAGGGAGCGUUGCCUCAGACGAUGUCAGAUCUACGCCGGUCUCACCCGUCGUGGAGAGUCCCCAACAAGAAACGAGACCUUCACCAGGAGGUGGAAUAGGAUACAUGGUCAAUGGGGUUCUCAAACAUCGACCUGCGUCUGCCAGAUUCAGUGGCGACUCGCGUGUCAUGAGGAAUUAUGCUUCACGCACAAUCGGCUCCAUUGAUGAGACAACGUCACAGGACGAACCUCAAUCGCCUGGCUCAGACUACUUCCGCGCCGCUGAUAUCAGUCGAAAACGCCGCUCUCUGAGGCUCUCCCGCCAGUUCACCCCAUCUCCCAACGACAUUUCAGAUUACUCGCCGAAUGCCUCGACCAUGGUGGACCAAUCCACCUCAGUCGAUCUCCCUUCCCCCGUCUCCGAAUCUGCCGUUCCGGAAAGAAAAUUUGAAAGUCCGAAGCAGGCGUCUAGGAGGACGCUGCUACUUUUGACAAAGUCCAGAGGCGUGCAGACAGAUCCGAUGCCGGAAGAGAAAGUGGCAAGUGAACGAGGACGAACACAGAAGAUCACCACUGCUUCGUCAUCAAGAGACACCUCGGCCACCGGCGGCAGCAGUGCUUUUGCAACACCAAAUCCUGAAGACGGCCCUGCAAGCUCGCUUCUGGUGGUUGUCGAGCAUAUGAGCCGCAUCCUGGCCAAGCUACGUGCUGCCGACGUGCCUACCCUCAACAAACGUCUGAAAAAGGCCAAUCUGUCCGGGGACGUCAUGCAUCUCUCACAGACGACUCUCCGUUCUCUUCAACAAGAGAUCAGCGAGGUACGCCACCAUUUCCGAGGUAUACACAACUUUGGCAUGAUCGAUCCUCGCGAUUUCAACCUUCUUCUUCGUCUUAUGAAGGACGUCUUCAAUGACCUGGUUGAACUCCAGGCGGUUGUGAACGACGUCACCAUCACGCCGGCUGUGGCAAAGAAGCUUCAGCGAGCUGCCUACAGGGCCGAAGAAGACGAGGCUGCCAAAGCAAGCAACGUAUCAUCUGGUCUGGGCUGGAUCGCAGCGCCCAUCACCAAAUUCUUUGUCACUCCCGCAGACGCUGAAGGCGAUGCAGCAAACGAUACCAGCCCCAGUCUCGCAGCGGUCGCAGGCCUCGACAGAGGCAAGUCUAUGACUAUGCCCAGGAAGGCUGUGCCAAAGCAGCAAGCGAUGGCGAGUGCAACUGCGACCCACGUGAGCGUCAAUUUCGGUGGGGCGGGGAUGGUGAGAAAGAUUGCGCCUGCAGUGGGCCUAUCGGGACCUGGGGGUGAAGCACUGUCGAGUCCUGUGCCCCCUGUGGAUCAGAGGGCGGUGUCCGGGCCAGCGACUCUAGGAAGAUCAAAUGAGGGACUAGCGCCGCCGCAGACCAUCAGAACGCUAAGGAGCGUCAAGUCCAAGGCGAAUCGGAAUGAUCUGCUAGGGAUAUUCGCAGGUGCCGCCCCUCGAUCUUCCACCCCAGAACCCUGGACGGUAGUCAAGCCUCCAGGUGCAGGCUCAAGAGCCGAUAGAGGCCGUCAGCCUGAGGAACAGACCGUCAGACCUUUCGCUAUGGACAGGAAGAAGCUAUCAUCGGCCGUUGACGCUGUCAUCGAUCAGUCUGCCAUCGAAGAGGACGAUGAUGUGGCGAUAGCUGGGAGCUAUGAACCACCACUUCUCGAAAGACAACUACGCCCCCGUGGCUUGUCGGAUAGCAGCAUUCGGUCAACUACUGUCAGUCUCGCAAGGGAUUUCACCCACGAUAUUCCGGCAGCGGCUCCAGCACCUAAUAGAGCUGCUGCUUACGGUACCACUCCAUCGACAAGCGGCUCAGUGUUCCAGACGCUAUCGAAAAAGUUCUACAGCUUCCGUGCUCCCGAGACACUCUCGCCGGAGCCCAAAGAUAGUUCCCAGUUGGACAGUACACCAUCCAAGCCACCCUUGAUCACCAAACAAACCCCUUCUCCUGCUCGCCCGAUACCUCGCUCUCCAUCUCGAGCGUCGUCCGUUUCGACUACAACCUCUUCCACCCGGGGCGAUCGUUCGUCACGCCAGACGGGAGCGUCGCCUGUCACGGCCAGCUCUUCACAGACGAGGUUCUUUGGGUAUAUUGCCAACUCGUUAGCACCUGGUUCAGAGGCGCUGAAGCAGGGUAUGGAAGGGGAGCAGGAAUUCGUGGGAGGGAAUUUCAGGCAGGGAGCUAUGUUAGGGCACGCGAGGCUGGAUAGCGGCAAGCAGAGGAACAUCUAG